UGAAUGGUCGUUCUUUGUAUUGUGCCUCGCUCACCUUGCCGACAGUUCCGAGUAGAGACCAGUCACUGCACUGUGAUCCGACUGCAGAAACAAACCUUGGCUUGGAUUUUUGAAGUAGGUCGAAGGUGAGGGGAAAGCUAGAAGAAUUUUGGAUCAGGAGUCCAAAAUUCACCCCGGAAGAUGUAUUUGUAAUCCCUCGCGAAAGCUUGAUUUGGCCAUCUGGUUUCCACAUUUCCACCCUCUGCGUACGGGAUACAUCGUGAUGAGUCUCCUAACCACCUUUCGAGUAGGCGUGCAAUUUUCACUCUGCGCUUUAGUCAUCUCUACGAUUAGCGUGUCUGGAAGCGGAGCAGAAGCGGGACCUAAACAUGAUACGAGCGAAUGGAUUGGUGCCUCGUAGAUCUACGUACACUCCUUCAUCGGCUAGCAACUCAUUGUGGUGGUGGAACUAUUCUCAUCACGAAGACGAGGUGAAGAGAGAGCUGAGCUGGGCACGUCAGCAGUUUGGUUUCACUGCACUGCGUAUGUUCCUGCACAGUAUGGUGUAUGAAGGUGAUAACGGUAAAACACUGAUCGAGGCCAUCAGCAGGUUUCUCCUGGUUGCAGAUUCAAACAACAUUGGCGUGGGUUUUGUUUUCUUUGACGACUGCUGGUCCACGUCAGGAGCAAAUCUGUCCAGCCCAUGUCAGCCAGUGAAAGGCCGUCACAACGGCUGUUGGAAGACCUCUCCACAAGCUAAGGAUCGCACAACAGUGGCGAGAUACAAGCCAUACGUCAGCAAUGUUGCUAGCAAGUUCAAAGAUGACAAGAGAGUGCUGUGGUGGGAAAUAUACAACGAACCUCACACCACACUUGCUCCCAAGGGCUACUCGAUCGCACUGCGACAAGCGGCAUACACCUGGCUGAAGGAGAGCAAUUUGUCACAGCCUGUACUCAGCUGCUGGGAUGACAACAACGACACGGACAUUGUCGAUACACACCACUACUCAUCAGACUUUACCGGCUGGACCAGUGCGGUGUACUCCAAUCCCGACAAGGGUGCUGUAGUGACCGAGGCUGGUUCUCGGUGGUACCAGGGCUAUCCCAGCGACAGUGGAUCAACACUGAUGGUGGUCACAUGGCUGCAAGCACUCAGGCAGCUGCAUGCCAACUGGCUUGCGGGCAAGGAGCCGUGCUCAGUGGCCGGGCACAAUGUGACGUUUGUACCGGGAGCAAUGAUAAGCUGGGAGCUGAUGGUUGGCAACAGUAAUACACGUUGGCACUGGAACACUAAAGAUGGCAGCCCAGAGCCGGCUAUUCCGUGGGACGCUCAUCUAUUUCCCGACGGCACGCCAGUAUCGCUUACCGAAGCCGCGGUAAGCAAUACUGGACUCCAAACCACUGGACUCCAAACCACAGCCCGCUGCUCGGCACGUAUGACUUGUCCAAGAGAGAGAACGGGCUGAUCCUGAACGGCUGAAACCUGCUCAGGGUUGCAAUUGUGGGAAACAUAACGUCCGUAUGGUUCAACCCGGCGCAUUCCGAUGCUGUAAGCAAAGAUGGCUCGCCGCAGCCAAUCAAACCGCUCAUUGUUGCCGGUGAUGUCCCGGACGACCCAGAGUACAUUCCAUCCGGUGAUCUGGGACUCAUCACGCUCGAUGAAAAUAUGAAAGUGGAUUAUGUCAGUGUUCUCCCCAUUUCGGCUCUGCCGCCAUCUGUCCUAGCACGAACCAACAGUUAGGGGUCAGAGACACACACUCUCUCUCUCUCUCUCUCUCUCUCUCUCUCUCUCUCUCUCUCUCCCCUCCCCCGUCUCUCCAGAUGGGAUUAUUACCAGUAUAAUUGUUUGAGCAGUUCUGACCUUAGGUACUGUCACAUACCUCUGGCCAUGCUUCAUACGAGGUUCUUCAGCACCAUUUUGUAUUUUGUAUUUAUAUCAUUAUCUCAUGGCACAUCAUGAUGACGGCCAGUAAAACUGA
Messenger RNA from Sycon ciliatum, 1958 nucleotides. RefSeq lists its product as uncharacterized. Gene Ontology annotation, biological process: carbohydrate metabolic process. The record is from RefSeq and is a predicted model, not a curated record. Gene Ontology annotation, molecular function: hydrolase activity, hydrolyzing O-glycosyl compounds. The transcript is spliced from 4 exons. NCBI's taxonomy places the organism in Eukaryota, Metazoa, Porifera, Calcarea, Leucosolenida, Sycettidae. Bases 369 to 1445 code for a protein of 358 amino acids.